CCUCCUACAACAACACGAAGCGCGUGUUACUUCCGGGCUCUAACCGGACUGAGAACCGAUGGAUGAAUGAACGCACGGAGCUGUCUGAGGCAGUGCUUGAACCUAGCGACGCUGACUGUGGGUCUCUCCGCUGCUGGGUCCUGGAUGAAGUGACAACCGGGCGGAGACAUUCGCCGGAGAACUGUGGAGACCUGUGGCCAUUUUUUAAAACGGAACAGAGGAUACGACUGUAGCCGCAAGAGCAGGAGCUUCCUCCUCACUCUCUUCCCCCAUUGCUCGUCGUAGCUUCACAAAGAUGAAGUUAAAAGAGGAUCUGAACCCUCUGCUGCUGCUCCUCUUCCAUCUCGUGGUGUCGAUCUACACAGUCGUCACCUUCCUGCCCUCCUACCUCCUCAGCCUGGUCUCCGGCCCCGACAGGAGCUUCUACGGCUCAGAGGAGGAGCGAGCCAACAGGGCGAAGGCUCGAUCGGUGCUGGGACGUCCCGAGGGACCCUACCGGGCGGUGUGCGCCACCAAGAGGUUGGUUGCGUCGCUGCACCCCGGAGUGGACACUCUAGACAAGGUCUUUGAAUACGCGGCCAAAAGGUUCCCCCACAGAGACUGUCUCGGGACGAGGGAGGUGAUAAGUGAGGAGGACGUGGAACAGGACAACGGGAAGGUGUAUAAGAAGGUGGUUCUAGGAGAGUACCACUGGCUCUCAUACAAGGAGACUCUCACAGCAGCGACGCAGCUCGGCAGCGGUCUGGCAUCGCUGGGGCAGAGGCCAAAGACCAACAUCGCCAUCUUCUGUGAGACACGAGCAGAGUGGAUAAUAGCGGCCCAGGCCUGCUUCACCUACAACUUCCCAUUGGUCACCCUUUACUCCACGCUGGGAGGUCCCGCCAUUGCCCACGGGCUGAAUGAGGCUCAGGUUAGCCACAUCAUCACCAGCAGAGAGCUCCUGGAGACGAGACUCAAGGCCAUCCUGAUCGAAGUACCGAGGCUGCAGCAUAUCAUCGUAGUGGACGACGAGCCGACCACAUGGCCCGGCUACCCACGUGGCAUCACUGUCCACAACAUGGCCGCCGUUCGAAAGCUGGGAGCCCAGACUGAAAAUGCCACACGUGAGCGUAAGCAGCCGCUGCCCUCGGACAUUGCGGUCAUCAUGUACACCAGCGGAUCCACGGGCAUUCCCAAGGGCGUCAUGAUCUCCCACAGCAACAUCAUCGCUGGCAUCACGGGAAUGGCGGAGAGGAUACCCAACUUGUGUGAGGAGGACACAUACAUUGGCUACCUGCCUCUUGCCCACGUACUGGAACUGAGUGCAGAGCUCGUCUGUAUUGCCCACGGCUGUAGGAUCGGCUACUCUUCACCUCAAACUCUUGCUGACCAGUCAACCAAGAUCAAGGCAGGAAGCAAGGGAGACACCAGCGUCCUGCAGCCCACUCUGAUGGCAGCUGUCCCGGAGAUCAUGGACCGUAUCUAUAAGAACGUCAUGACCAAAGUCGAGGAGAUGAGCUUCGUGCAGAGAACACUCUUCAUUCUGGCGUACAACUACAAACUGGAGCAGCUCAUCAAAGGACACAGCACACCACUGUGUGACAGACUGGUGUUCAAGAAGAUUCGCUCUCUGCUGGGAGGUCGAACGCGGGUCUUGUUGUCAGGUGGAGCGCCACUGUCUGCGGCCACGCAGCGCUUCAUGAAUGUGUGUCUCUGCUGCCCAGUCGGUCAAGGGUACGGCCUGACGGAGACCUGCGGUGCUGGAACCAUCAGCGAGCUGUGGGAUUACAGCACUGGGAGAGUGGGCGGCCCGCUGGUUUGCUGUGAGAUCAAGCUCAAAGACUGGGUGGAGGGUGGUUACCGUAGCACUGACAAGCCCCAUCCUCGAGGAGAGAUCCUCAUUGGCGGACCCAACGUGACCAUGGGAUACUACAAGAGGGAGGGCAAAAACUCGGACGACUUCUUGGUGGACGAGAACGGCCAGCGGUGGUUCUGUACGGGAGACAUCGGAGAGAUUCAGGAAGACGGGUGCCUCAAGAUUAUUGAUCGUAAGAAAGACCUGGUGAAGCUCCAGGCGGGAGAGUACGUGUCCCUGGGCAAGGUGGAGGCCAUGUUGAAGAACUGCCCUCUGAUCGACAACAUCUGUGCCUAUGCCAACAGUGAUGAAACGUACGUGAUAGGCUUUGUGGUCCCUAAUCAGAAGCACCUGCUGGCUCUGGCUGGUGAGUACGGGAUCCGCGGGUCAGUGGAGGAUCUGUGCAACAGCAAGGCCAUGGAGGAGCUGGUCCUGAAGGUCAUCACCGAGGCUGCGCUAGCAGCCCAGCUAGAGCGCUUUGAGAUCCCCCGCAAGAUCCGCCUGAGCCCCGACCCGUGGACCCCUGAGACGGGAUUGGUGACCGACGCGUUCAAGCUCAAGCGCAAGGAGCUGAAAACGCAUUACCAGGACGACAUCGAGAGGAUGUACGGCGGGAAAUAGAGAACCAGGACCAGCACGGCGUAGUUUACCCUCAGAGCACAGAUCUGAACAACACUUUCCUGUGAAACCCAGUGCUCUCUCACCCUUCCUCCUACUCUCUACCCCAUCAGUGAAAGAGCCACAGCAACCCAAAAAUCUGUGGUAAAUCUAAAUAAUCCUAAAAUCUCAAAGAAAGAAGGAUUAACUGGCUUUUGCGGCUUUUACUUGAAUUUGUUACAAAAAGGCAGGCUGACAAAAUGCUUAUAGAAAAACACACGAGGUCCCUGUCCGCUUACUGUCAAGGUGUGAGACCCCUGCGUUUUUUUUUUUUUGUUUCUUUAUUGUUCCAGAUGUGAGUUAUGAAACAGGCUGAAGUCGCCUGUUGAACUCGUGUCAUUGCCACAGCUGAAGCUCAGGUCGGUUUGUCGCCUCAUCGCUUUGCUCUCACGCGCGUACGUCUCCUUUUCAUUCCCCUCAGAGCUCUCGACUUAUAGCGUUUAAAUUCCUUCUCGUGUUCUGUUUGCAUUUCCUGCGGGUCAGGAGAUGGUUCUUUUUUUUUCUUCUUUUUUUUUUCUUCUUCGUCUUCUUGCCUUUUACUUGUUUUGAGUUCCGCGAGCGGUUUAUUUUGUCUCCCACCCACAGUCAAGAGUGUGACUUUCACACUCGUGGGACGUCUCUCCCGUCAGCACAUCUUGAGCGCAAAGUCGUUCGAGGGCAAAUAAGGGCAGGUCGGUCAAAAAAAAAAAAAAAAAAAUCCUGAGCUGCGUUCGAAUGAUUCACGCCCUUCGACGGCGAGUCUUGUUUAGGAAAAUGACAAACACUUGCAACUGCUCGGCUUAUUUAAAAAGAAACAGAGAUGCACUGUUGUUUACUCUAUCGAAUUCUCCUUGUGACAGAUUAGACUUUUCUGUGUGCACAUUUACUUGCUUGUUUCACAAUGGAAAUUACAGUGUAAUCAUCGCGGCAUUUGAUAAAUCACAGCGCAAUAGGAAAAUGUGCCAUUUCUGCCUGUCAGGCAGGCGGGACAUAAACACAACUUUCCAAAUGUGUGUGUGCGUGUGUGUGUGUGUGGUGCGGUAGCUGAAUAAUGAGCACAAAUCAGUUAUUCUGUUUAAAGCCUCGUCUCCGUGCCUAUUUUCUGUCAUUUGCAUGAGAAUGACAGUGACUCAUCAUGUCCAUACACAGCACAAACACGGCCCCAGCAUCCCUCACAAUGUGACACCUGUUGCCUUUUUUGUGAUUCCGAACUGCGCCUUCGUAAUUUCUGACCGAUUUUUAAUCUGUUUCAUAAUCGCACUCGUGUGGAGCUGUGAUCAGCAGAGGAAGCAGCUGUGUAAUGUCUAUUUUAACUUAAGCUAAAUGACCAGAGAACAAUUUUGGAGCUCCACUCCCUUUCUCUUUGUAGAAAAUCUGCCUUGUAACAUACUGUAAGUGCAUCCGACUAUUUAUUUGUAAUUUGCCUUUGAAAACGUACUCAAAUGAAGUAAAUAAAGAUUGUGUUUGGUCUA
Messenger RNA from Mugil cephalus (flathead mullet), 3942 nucleotides. It is a transcript of the gene acsl3a, whose product is annotated as acyl-CoA synthetase long chain family member 3a. The record is from RefSeq and is a predicted model, not a curated record. Gene Ontology annotation, cellular component: plasma membrane; lipid droplet; endoplasmic reticulum. Gene Ontology annotation, molecular function: long-chain fatty acid-CoA ligase activity. Lineage: Eukaryota; Metazoa; Chordata; Actinopteri; Mugiliformes; Mugilidae. Bases 296 to 2455 code for a protein of 719 amino acids. The transcript is spliced from 15 exons. Gene Ontology annotation, biological process: long-chain fatty acid metabolic process; long-chain fatty-acyl-CoA metabolic process; neuron differentiation.